This is a messenger RNA of Candidula unifasciata, 714 nucleotides long. Lineage: Eukaryota; Metazoa; Mollusca; Gastropoda; Stylommatophora; Geomitridae. The record is from the annotation of a GenBank genome assembly.
AUGAGCAAGUUUAUUUUACUAUCAGUUGCUAUCGUUGUAUGUUUGUUGCAACCAUAUCUCACUAACGGACAGGGAUUUACAACAUGCACGUACUACAGCAACUGUACUGCCGAGACUAAUCUGGGAGUCCUCGAUUUGAAUUACGCGAGAUCAAACGAUCCCUAUUCUUCACUAGACACAUCUACUAACAAUAACUACUUGUGGAAAUCAUGUGAAGACUUCACAAUCCAUGGAGUGACUGCUGGGGCUAUUCAGGAACCUACAGGUAGCUACAGUGUAGACUUGGGUGUACAUAGCACAACAACCUGUUCUGUGGGCGCUAGUGGUUACAUCAGUUUCACCAUGAGAUCGGCUGACAGCACGCGGACAAGUGUCGUGAAGUGUUUCUGCGGAUCCAGCACAGACUUUCAGUUUGUGAGUGAAAGUCCAACAUAUACUUUCCACUUCAAUUUCGUAUCGGAUGCUUGUUGUCCAAAUUAUGUACCUAGCAGCUCCAGUUCUAUCAGCCCAGGAACUUUGAUUGUUAUAAUAUUUUUAUCCGUGGCUGUUUUAUACAUUCUGUUCGGGACCAUAUUCCAAGUCGCCGUGAGGAAAGCACAAGGGAGAGAAAGGAUACCCAAUGUUUCUCUGUGGACGGCGUUUCCUGGUCUCGUCAGGGAUGGCUUCAUAUUUACGUUUACAUGUGGUCGGCGCAGCGGAUAUGGAAAAAUCUAA